Messenger RNA from Malus domestica (apple), 2679 nucleotides. RefSeq names its product zinc finger CCCH domain-containing protein 17-like. NCBI's taxonomy places the organism in Eukaryota, Viridiplantae, Streptophyta, Magnoliopsida, Rosales, Rosaceae. The record is from RefSeq and is a predicted model, not a curated record. Gene Ontology annotation, molecular function: metal ion binding; mRNA binding.
AAAACUAAGGCUUAGCUUAAAUCCUCAUCAUCAUAUCAUACCCCCAAACACUUCCUCGUUCUCUCAAUCUCUCUCUUUCUCAGAUCUUUGUGGCGGCUCUUCUUCAAGAUUGGAUCGGCCUCUCCCCCCCUCUCUCUCUAUCUUGGAAUCGAUCUGAUUCCGUCACGGUCCGCCGGAGUCUCAACCCAAUAGUCGCCAUGGUAGUCGGCGCACAACCACAGCAGCAGCAGCAGCUACAACAGAAACCGCCGCAGCAGCCGGAAACUUCGGCCGAAGAGGAGGCCUUGAAGAGGAACACCGAUUGCGUCUACUUUCUCGCCUCGCCUCUUACCUGCAAAAAGGGAAGUGAAUGCGAAUAUAGACACAGUGAGUAUGCCCGGGUCAACCCCAGGGAUUGCUGGUACUGGUUGAAUGGCAGUUGCUUGAAUUUGAAAUGCGCAUUUCGGCAUCCACCGCUUGAUGGCUUGUUAGGAAGCCCGGCAGCAAAUUCUGCUGGACCUUCCUUGCCUCUAUCACAUCCUGUGGCUACGUCUACAACGCCUGCAAUUCAUGCUGCUUAUAACCCAAGUAAACAAGCAGUCCCCUGUAUUUUCUUCCAAAAGGGGCAAUGUUUAAAGGGUGACAGAUGUGCCUUCUCUCAUGGACCAAAUCCUAUGGCUAGUAGUAAAGUUCUACAGGCACCAGCUGCUGCCCACGGUACUGAGCCUUCAGGUCUUAAGAAGGCCUUCGGUGGCCUUCAAAAGUGCACUCAAGAGUUGAAGGUUCCCAUGGUAAGUGCCAUGAAGUCUGUUGGAUUGCCUCCUGAAGCCAAACCUGCUCCAAAAAUUCCAACUGCUCCAAUUAGAAAUGGAGUUAGCAUUGAGAGGAAUGUAUCAUCAACUAAAGCAUUGGAUGAUGAGGCUCUCAGAUACAAGGCAACAAGUGUUCCGCCUGUUAUCAACGGAGGCUCUACAAGUCAGGCCAAUCAUUUGCUUCAGGCUCAUGUUUCAGACGAUCAUGGUUUUCAAAAUGGGAAGGAUGCUGAUGAGCAUUUGAGGGAGUCUUCUCCUGGAUUUGAUGUUCUUGUAGAUGAUGAGCACGGAGAUUCUGAUUACUACCACGGCGAAGAACGGUUUGGAAGAAGAAGAGGUCAUGAGGGAAGGAACUUGAAUUCUGUGAACGAAUAUGAUUUGGACCGUCCCGUUGAUCACACUUCAAUGGCUGAUGUCGAUCGAGAAAGGUUUUGUGACCCAUAUGAUCCUUAUGAUCGCAUGCAAGGGCAGUACGCAUGGGACCAGCAUAGGGUUUCAUCUGAGAGACAAUUAGUGGGUCCUGCUCGUCUUGAGAGGAGGGGUUAUCACAAAUCUGAGAGUCCGGAGAACAUUGCUGAGUUAGAUCUGCGACAUCGUUUAUCCAAGCAUAGGAGGGUAAACGGUCUGAGAACCAUUGUCAGCCAUGAUUAUGCAGUGGACGGCCAUGUUGAGGAGCGGAACAACCGUCCUCGUAGGGAUUCACAGCAGUUGCCCCCACACGAGGGCUCCUGUAGUAGUCGUCUUCAUGGUAGAAUAAAGAUUCCAGGCGGGUCUUCUCCCGUCAAUGGUAGUGACUUGCGCCAAGAAAGGGAAGUUGACAGAGCUAGAAGUAGAGGCAGAUUGUCACCCGGGAGGCCACAGAUAUCCUCUCAUCAAGGAAGGCUUAGAGACAGAAUAAAAGGAAGGGUAGAAGAGGACUACUCUAAUGAGAGGAGAAAUUUUGGCGCUUCUCGUGUUAGGGGAGAGAUAAUGGAUGAUCGAGGUGAUGACUUUUCUCGUCCAAAGCGUCUUCCAGAGCUGAAAGUUGUGAAAGAUGCAGAUAAGGAGCAAUCUUACCUUGGAAAACGGAAAAGUGUGAUGGAUAAUUAUCAACAAGCGGAAGGUGAUCUGUCAUUUGAAGGGCCAAAGCCUCUCAGUGAAAUUCUCAGGAGGAAGAGAGAAGCUGAAGCAGCAGCUUCUGGAAGCAGGAAAUCAUCUGCCACAAAACGAGGCAAUAAUAAUCAGAGAGAAAGCAGGGAGAGCGAUCCAGGCGACUCCCAGACUGCGGUUACAGAGGUGAAUAACAGUCUGCCCACUGCGGCGAAGGAAGAGCCCAAGUUGGCAACGGCCGAUGCGGUUGGAACUGAAGAUGAGAAAAUUGACGUGGUUCAUGGUCAGUCUUCAGAAGGACAUGAGGCUGAAGAGGGUAUGAUAUAUGAGGAGGAAAACGAAAUCGAAGGUGAAGAUCAGAGAGAAGGAGAGUAUGAUUACGAGCAGGGGGACGAGGGUGACUAUAAUUAUGAAGGUGAAAAUGCAGAGGGCGAAGAGGAAUACCUGGAAGAAGACGAAGACGGGGAUGACUUUGCUAAGAAGAUUGGUGUCGUGUUUUCGUGAUUGGGCAUAGGGGAUGAUGGAAAAGCAACGGAACGAGGAUGACGGCUCUUCCAUAAAUAGUGUGGAGGACCUUCCAAACCUAAUUUAGGUGGUUGGUUCCUGAUUAAGUAAAACCAUGGCUGCUCGGGUUUCUUAGUAGAAUUAGGGAUUAGCAGGCCUUUUUGCCUCUGUUAUGACAAUCGAAACAUUUUCGUUCUACUUAAAAUCUGAUUUAAUGGGAUUUUUUUCACUUUGUGCUUGAGGCAUUUUGCUGUGCUUGUUUGAGUGCAUGACUGUAGCCUGUUAGCCUGCAACA